AUGAGUCCGGUGAGGCGCGGGGGCAGCCCCUGCCUUUUCCCUUUACAGCUCUUCAGCCUCUGUUGGGUGCUUUCAGUGGCCCAGAGCAAGACAGUGCGAUACAGCACCUUCGAGGAGGACGCUCCUGGCACGGUCAUCGGGACCCUAGCUGAGGACCUGCAUAUGAAAGUAUCCGGAGACACAAGCUUCCGCCUGAUGAAGCAGUUCAACAGCUCGCUGCUCCGAGUGCGCGAGGGCGACGGGCAGCUGACCGUCGGGGACGCAGGCCUGGACCGCGAGCGGCUGUGCGGCCAGGCACCACAGUGCGUGCUGGCCUUCGACGUGGUCAGCUUCUCGCAGGAGCAGUUCCGGCUGAUACACGUGGAGGUGGAGGUGAGGGACAUCAACGAUCACGCGCCGCGCUUUCCCCGGGCCCAGAUCCCCGUGGAGGUGUCCGAGGGCGCGGCUGUGGGCACGCGCAUCCCGCUGGAGGUGCCUGUGGACGAGGAUGUGGGAGCCAACGGGCUGCAGAGCGUGCGCCUGGCCGAGCCUCACAGCCCCUUCCGCGUGGAGCUGCAGACGCGCGCGGACGGCGCCCAGUGCGCGGACCUGGUGCUGCUGCAGGAGCUGGACCGCGAGAGCCAGGCCGCCUACAGCCUGGAGCUAGUGGCCCAGGACGGCGGCCGCCCGCCGCGCUCCGCCACUGCCGCCCUCAGCGUGCGAGUGCUGGACGCCAACGACCACAGCCCGGCCUUCCCGCAGGGCGCCGUGGCCGAGGUGGCGCUGGCGGAGGACGCGCCCGUGGGCUCCCUGCUGCUGGACCUGGACGCAGCCGACCCCGACGAGGGCCCCAACGGCGACGUGGUGUUUGCCUUCGGUGCCCGCACCCCGCCCGAGGCGCGCCGCCUCUUCCGCCUGGACCCGCGCUCGGGCCGCCUCACCCUGGCAGGACCCGUGGACUACGAGCGCCAGGACACCUAUGAGCUAGACGUGCGGGCCCAGGACCGCGGUCCCGGGCCUCGGGCCUCCACCUGCAAAGUCAUCGUGCGCAUCCGCGACGUCAAUGACAACGCUCCGGACAUCACCAUCACCCCGCUGGCUGCCCCGGGCGCUCCUGCCGCCUCUCCCUUCGCCGCCGCCGCCGCCGCCGCCGCUCUCGGGGGUGCGGACGCGACCUCGCCGACCGGACCUGGAACGCCGGAGGCCGGCGCCAUCUCGCUGGUGCCAGAGGGGGCGGCGCGCGAGAGCCUGGUGGCGCUGGUCAGCACCUCGGACAGAGACUCGGGCGCCAAUGGGCAGGUGCGCUGCGCCCUCUACGGGCACGAGCAUUUCCGGCUGCAGCCGGCCUACGCGGGCAGCUACCUGGUGGUGACCGCGGCGUCCCUGGACCGCGAGCGCAUCGCUGAGUACAACCUGACGCUGGUGGCCGAGGACAGAGGCGCGCCCCCUCUACGCACCGUGCGGCCCUACACGGUGCGCGUGAGCGACGAGCCUUACGGUGCCUCUCCCGGCUUCGGAAAGGAGCCGGCGCCCCCUGUGGCGGUCUGGAAAGGACACUCUUUCAAUACCAUCUCCGGCCGAGAAGCUGAGAAGUUCAGCGGCAAAGACAGCGGCAAAGGGGACAGUGAUUUCAACGACAGCGAUUCCGACAUCAGCGGGGACGCUCUGAAAAAGGAUCUCAUCAACCACAUGCAGAGUGGACUGUGGGCGUGCACUGCUGAGUGUAAGAUCCUGGGCCACUCUGACCGCUGCUGGAGCCCGUCAUGCGGAGGGCCCAACACACAUCCCCCGCCUCACCCACCGGCCCAGAUGUCUACCUUCUGUAAGAGCACGUCCCUGCCUCGUGAUCCUCUGCGCAGGGACAAUUACUACCAGGCCCAGCUGCCCAAGACAGUGGGGCUGCAGAGCGUCUAUGAGAAAGUGCUACACAGGGACUAUGACAGGACAGUCACUCUGCUCUCCCCUCCCCGCCCGGGGAGGCUCCCAGACUUGCAGGAGAUUGGGGUACCCCUCUAUCAGUCCCCCCCUGGCAGGUACCUGUCCCCAAAGAAGGAAGCCAAUGAAAAUGUGUAA
This is a messenger RNA of Puma concolor (puma), 2052 nucleotides long. NCBI's taxonomy places the organism in Eukaryota, Metazoa, Chordata, Mammalia, Carnivora, Felidae. The record is from RefSeq and is a predicted model, not a curated record.